AUGAAUUCGGUACUCGUCUUUUUACUCUUCUUAAUAAGUCCUGCUUUUGCUUGUAACAUGCUGUGGCCGAAUGGCACGGAUACUAAUUUUAUAUGGUGGCAAUGUAGUAAUGGACCUGUUCAAUUUUACAACGCAACUCCGCAAGAUGUAAACGGCAACUACAUGUACCCCAUUCAUCUUUCAAAGCCACUGGUAGUGGCUCUGGACUUGCUCAACCCUACAAAUAUCUAUACCGAACCUAGCCUAGUCGCAACGGCGAAUCUUUGGUCCUGGGGAACAGCAUUAGGAGGAUGUGCUUGGUCUGCAAUACCAACGUUUGGUCUUUUGUGA
Molecule: messenger RNA, 330 nt
Organism: Strongylus vulgaris
Lineage: Eukaryota; Metazoa; Nematoda; Chromadorea; Rhabditida; Strongylidae
Source: the annotation of a GenBank genome assembly